AAAAUGAGCAGCAGAGGAAGAGGAGGCAAAGGACUCGGAAAAGGAGGCGCCAAGUGUCACUGUAAAGUUCUCCGUGAUAACACCACAGGAAAUCUGGCUCGCCAUGGUGGUGUGAAGCGUAUCUCCGGUCUGAUCUACGAGGAGACCUGUGGUGUGCUGAAGGUGUUCUUGGAGAUCACGUGUGUUGCCAUCACCUACACCGAGCACGCCAAGAGGAAGACUGUGACUGCCAUGGACGUGGUUUACGCUCUUAAGAGACAGGGCCAUACUCUGUGCAGCUGCGGAGGUUAA
Scomber scombrus (Atlantic mackerel) is the source of this 291-nucleotide messenger RNA. Its product is annotated as histone H4-like. The coding region runs from base 4 to 291 and encodes 95 amino acids. The record is from RefSeq and is a predicted model, not a curated record. Gene Ontology annotation, molecular function: protein heterodimerization activity; DNA binding; structural constituent of chromatin. Lineage: Eukaryota; Metazoa; Chordata; Actinopteri; Scombriformes; Scombridae. Gene Ontology annotation, biological process: nucleosome assembly. The transcript has a single exon.